Labrus bergylta (ballan wrasse) is the source of this 3334-nucleotide messenger RNA. RefSeq lists its product as uncharacterized. Lineage: Eukaryota; Metazoa; Chordata; Actinopteri; Labriformes; Labridae. Gene Ontology annotation, molecular function: DNA-binding transcription factor activity, RNA polymerase II-specific; RNA polymerase II cis-regulatory region sequence-specific DNA binding. The record is from RefSeq and is a predicted model, not a curated record. Gene Ontology annotation, biological process: regulation of transcription by RNA polymerase II.
UUGUCAAAUACAGUCACAUGACAGCUUCCUGUAGCCUUAUCAACAAAGACUCCUCGCCUUCAGGAUAACUUUUCUCCGUUGUUCCUGUGCGGUGUAAACAGGUCGGGAUGUGUCUCAGAUAACACCGCUGUGCGUUAACAUCGCUCCUUGUUGUUUUAGGACAGAGACGAAGCACAGAGCGGAAGUUUAAAGAUGUCGGCCGCCGUGGACUUCCACUCUCAGAUCGCCUCCAUCAUGGAGGUGCUGGCUAACGCGGCCGUGGCGGAGAUCUGUAAGGUGGUAGACGACGGCUACGCGGUGGUUCACCUGGAGAUGACCCGCAGCCAGAAGGAGAGCGAGUUCCUGCGGAGGAAGAUCAAACUGCUGGAGCUGCAGGUCGCCCGGUACCGAGCCGAGAGGGUGAAGGCGGCGGAGGGAUCUGUGAACAGCCGCUUCCAUGGGGUCCGCCUCUUCAGCCGGCAGAGCAGAGACUCAGCGGCCGGCCCCUCUCUGCAGGGCAGGACUAGGUUUUUGAAUCGGGGUCCAGCAGCCCAGCAGUCUCUGCAGAAGACCCCCCCUAUAAUCCUGGACCAGGACCCUGAUCAGGAGGUCGUCACCACCACUAAAACUGAGUCUGCAGAGCCUGAGGAGGAGGAGGAGCUGCUCAUAGUGAAGGUGGAGGAAACCACUGAGACCGCCACCGCCCACCAGGAGGCGUCAUCGAACCCCUGCAUCAACAGAGGAGACAUCGACCCCCCCACAUCGCUCCCCACCACCUCAGAGGACGGCGGAAGACAGCUCAGUGAAAUGGAGGCCCAGAGACGUCCGACACACCUGAGCAGCCCUCUGAGCGAGCGGGAAGAGAAGAAGGAGGUGACAGGUGACUCCCCAGAGAAAAAAAGCCCAACCCGAUCACUGCUCUACUGGCCGGAGAGCAAGCAGUCUGGAGGAUCAGAGCAGCCUUCUUGUUCCUCAUACACAGUGGUCUCUGCAGCAGGAAGUUCAUUCAGCCUCACAGGCAAAGUGAGGUCAAUCCCAGAGCCUGACGUCAUUGUGAUUGACUCAGGACAGGAUGGCUGUGGUGGUCUGAUACCUGGAGCGUGUAGAAGGGAUGGAGUGGAGGGUGUAACCAGGUCUCACAACCCCUCCCUGCUGUGUCUGUCUUCAGGGGAAUCCACUUGGGACAUCUCUGCCCACACCACCUCCCCUGUUACCAUGGAUAAAGUAAACCUCUCGCAGCAGAACUCUUGGUCAGGAGUCCAGCAAAUGGACCACUUCUCUGACCAGAACUUGGUCUACCAGUCAAUCAACACUCAGAACCAGAAUUCCUUGUCCCAGGAGCCCAGCCUCCACUUCACCUGCUCCAUCUGCUCACGCCGGUUUUCCCACCACUGUAAGCUCCGCAUCCACGAGCGUGCCCACACCGGAGAGAAGCCACACAAGUGCCCUCAGUGCGACAAGAGGUUUGGACAGAUGUGCAGCCUGAAGCGGCACCAGAUGGUCCACACAGGGGAGAGACCAUUCCCCUGCCCCCACUGCGGGAAGACGUUUGCCACUUCAACCAACCUGAAGGUCCACCAGAGCGUCCACACCGGAGAGAGACGCUUCAACUGCUCCAAGUGUGGCAAGAACUUCUCCUUCCUCAGUAACCUUAUCCGACACCAGGCGUUGCAUCGCAACAAGUGAAACAAAGUAACAAAGACAAAAGGACAUGAAGAAACAGAGAGACAGACAUUAAGAUAGUGAGACAAAGCUCUAAUCAGCAAGAAAUCCUCUAUUUUCUGCAACAUUGUCCAAAAACAGAAACUUUGUGCUGCACAGAAACAAAUGACACAAGGCCAGAGAAAGACACAGACACAGUGAUACAGAAAGAAAGGAAAAGAGACAGAGAGACAUGGAUACAGAGACAUAUCUAUAAAUAACAAGACCCUCCUUCUUUUGUAACCUCAUCUGUCAACUAGCGCUGCACGUUACAUACAUAGAGACACAGGGAAACAGAGAGAAAGAGACCCAGAGAAGGAAACACAGGGUCAUCCCACCGGUCCACACUGAUGAGGGACCGUUCCCUGUCCCCACUGCGGGAAGACAUUCCCCACAACCUAAGGAACCACCAGAGUGUCCAUACUGGUGAGAGUCUUUUCCAUAGUGAUGUAUAGAUACAAAGACCCAAGGACACAGAAACCCCAAAACAAAGAGCAUCAAUGACCCAGAGGCUCAGAGACACAAAGACAAAUCCAUAAACUAACAGCAAGAACUUUUCUAUAUCUGCAACCUCAUCUGUCAAUAGGUAUACAGGUAUAUGCUGUAUCAUUUUAUAUACUUUAAUAAUCACAGAGAGGGAAUUCAGGUCCACAGUCUGUUAUUGAAAGGCAUGCUACUCAUAUACAUAGACUCAAAACAAGACCCGUGACCAUGCAUUAAUGAAGAGAUGUCAGAGGGAGGAGCCUGCACAGAGGGUUGGGAGUUUGGUUCUCUGCUCAUUGGCAGUACUCUGGAUGUGAACAGUCACCUCUCCAGCAAUCAGACCCAACUUCCAUUCUUUGGUCCAUACUGGGACUUGAACUUGCAACCUUCUGGUUCCUAACCCAAGUCUCUUUUAGAAUGAGCUACUGCAGCCACUGUUCUUUAAGCCCUCUUGUCUCAAAAUGUCCCCAAAAAUCUUUUGAAAAAAAACCCUAGCCGCUGAGGCGCCAUGAAUUAAAAAAAACAGUGUUUGUUCUUUUGAUUGUAUAAAAUCUGUCAGUUUUCGUUCAGCUCAGGGAUACAUCGUAUGUAAACCCAGUACGGGGGUCAGCAUAACUCCACUCCACUCCACAUCACGUUGUCUAAAAAUAUGAUGGAUACAAAUGAAGGUUCUCAUGAUGUGUUUUUGUGGUGCAGCUGAUGUGAAGAGGCGCCUGUUUCCAUGCUCAUCUUGUGCUUUUUGUGUCUUUGAUAAAUUAUGGUGUUUAUUGGGGGUUGUAGUUCUUAUACAAAAUACUGGCAAGCAACACAGCUACAACCAAUAAAUGUGCCAUGUAAGAUUUAUAGUUGGGGUACAAAAAUGUAAGCAUUGACAGCAGUCAGUAGUCUGAAGAGACUGAGGUGGAAGGGGGUGGGGGGCAUUAAUGCUUGAGACCCCUGAGUGCAGAAACAGCUGAUGAUGUGUAUCAGUGUGUCAGGUGUGAGAGAAACACACAGCUCUGAAGUGAAACCUUAUAAGUGAAAAAUACUAAGACCUUUUAUGUCCUGGUUUUCUUUUCAUACCUCUGCUCUCAUCAGGUGACCAACAAAGGACUGCCCACUUGCUGCUUGACUGGCAGGAGAGCAGACAGAUUGGAGACACGGAGUGGCCAUCUUGUUCCUCGUACACAGU